Molecule: messenger RNA, 2337 nt
Organism: Aspergillus calidoustus
Lineage: Eukaryota; Fungi; Ascomycota; Eurotiomycetes; Eurotiales; Aspergillaceae
Source: the annotation of a GenBank genome assembly
AUGGGGAGCCUACUCGGUCGUUUCAGGCCAGACGACGAAAAUACUGCCCUCCAACACCAUACCCAUCAUUCAAUCUCUGACAUAGUUGGGCACGCUCUGGAUUCAAGUCCAAAUGCUUUCUAUCACAACCAGCCAUCCAAUGUGAGCCUCGACCGACGCGAUAACGGCUGCGCCGUGGGCGGGACUGGUGGCAUGGCCGUGUCCGAUUUGGGCACAGCCACUAUUGCCACCAGUCCCAGGCAACCCGAUGAGAACGCUGCGCCUGAAGAGCCCUACCCUUACCCUGCCUUUUCGUAUCGAGUUACGACAGCUUUUGAAAUCGUCAAAGAACGUCGAACAUCGCCAGUGAUGCACGAAUUCUUAAAGCAGACAGAUCUCAUCCUGAGUGCCCUACAUAUGUGCACCCCAGACGACGUUCGCGAGUUGCUCAACCAAGAGAAUCCCCCUUCCUUCGAAGAUUUGGUGGGCUUAAAAUGGGAAAAUACUUCGCGGGUUGGAGUUUACAGCAAGGCGGUCUUCGAGAUAGACGCCCUUGGCAAGCCCCGGUUAGAUAAACCUCAUUUUGAAUAUGUUGGAUCGGCCACUCGGAAGCACGGAGGCCUUGAGGCCCGUAAAUACACACACGACCAUCCAUCUGAAAAGGAGAAGAAGUCUUUCCAUUCGUACCUUGUCCAUGGCAAGGUAAAACGGUCCAGGAAGUUUGGAGUCUUGUUUAGUGUUCCUACACAUGGACUAACAGAUCAGGAGUUUGUGGCGAUCCGACAGAUCUGCAUAGUAGCAGAGGCUGUAUUUGCGCAGAUACUUGGAGUAUACUCUGAGCAUGUCACGGAUUCCAGUCUCCACGGAUCGGUAUAUGGAAACGCCCGCGAGGUCUUUUCAUGGUAUGGCGCUUGUAGCCAUUUUUGUUUGCUCGAAGGCGUGCGUGGCUUGAAGAAGAAGACUCUCAAUAGCCAACCCUUGAUUGACGCUAUGUUCAAAUACAUGAAAGCUGUUACAGACGAAGGGCAAGAUUCGGAUACAACGCUCGUCGACAGCUCCAGUGAAGUAACCGUUGUCACGUCAGCAACAUCGCCCAUACAUAUCGCCUACAGCAACGACCACAACAACGAAUUGGGCCUUUCCAAGCCCAUGUCGCUCUUCAAAAAUGGCGCUGGCGACCAUGACGGCAUUACUUCUGACACCAAUGACUCUUCUCCUUCAACACCGACUACCCUACAGGAGCCUCUAGCGCCAUCGCAACAUCCAGAAAUGAUAUGUCCGCCAGUAUCAACCCAGGGUUCCCAAGGCAAUGCGGACUCUCUAAUGGAGGUCGAUGUCCUUGACGAUGUUGACUACAUCGAUGGCCCUGAUGAUGCGGACUCUUCAAUGGAGCCUGAUACCGUCGACUAUAUCGAUGAUUCCGACGACGGUGACAAUUGGGAAGAUGCCGACAACACCAACGAGAUCGAUGAAAUUGAAAUAGCGGCGUUACCUGGUACACAGACCAAAUCGUUCUCUGGUAUCGAAGACCCAGUCAUCACAGCAAAGCGGCAUAAGGCCAAACAGCAACAUGCCACCUACAUGAGAUGGAUUCAAAAUAUGACAGCAGAACAGAAAGAUGCUCUGCGAGAAUUCAGAAAAUUGACCAGUCGAAACUGGCGAGCAGCUAAUUUUGAGCGUGUCAACUCCGACGAAUACCGAGCAAGGAACCGAAUGUCUCUGAAAAAACAUCGCGCAGCGUAUCCAGGUCGGCGCAAAAUAAAAGAACAAGCUGCUUGGGCGCGGAAGACCGAGGAGGAGAAGGAAAGGGUGAGAGCCAUGAAGAGGAUCAUCAAUAACAGGUCACGAAUCAAGAUGGCAACGCUUAGGGAAGCACUGGCCGAAGGCAAGACGCAGUCUGAAGCCAAAGCGCUGGCCGAAGCCGCAGUCAAAGCAUUGGACGAAGCAGAAGUCAAGAUACCACCCAGACCCAAGGGGCGGUCCAAACGCAAGUCCACAUCAAUAUCCGAAGGCAUACCCAGGGAGGCCAGGCCCGUUAAGGAUGAAAUGAAAUGGAUGCGUCAGAAAAUCUGCAGAGCAGCGCAAAAAGCGUCCAAGGCUUGGAAAUCAGAUGCGAUCGAAUGCAACUCGCUGCUUUUGGUCUGGAUUGCUCUCUACGUGGAGCGGCAUGAACUUACUCUUUCAUUGGGAAAGAGAUCUAAAUGCAAUCCACCAGACGUAUUCUUCGAUAUCGCGAAGGCCAAGAAAGACCAUGGUGAGAUUGAGGCUCUCAAAAUCUUGGCUGAGCACACGAAUCGUGACAUCGCCACAUCGUUGCUUAGUAGCCGACAUGAAAUGUCUACCAUGAAAUCCUCCUGA